Molecule: messenger RNA, 808 nt
Organism: Magnolia sinica
Lineage: Eukaryota; Viridiplantae; Streptophyta; Magnoliopsida; Magnoliales; Magnoliaceae
Exons: 1
Coding region: 84-500 (138 amino acids)
Molecular function (GO): calcium ion binding
Source: RefSeq, a predicted model, not a curated record
CCUUCUUAGCUACUUACAUUUGGGGGAGAGAGAGAGAGAGAGAGAGAGAGAGAGAGAGAGAGAGAGAGAGAGAGAGAGAGAAGAUGAGUGUAGAAGUGUUAGAUGGCGCCACCAUCCGUGCAUUUGUGGAGGACGAGCUUGCCUUCAAUGUCUCCGUCAACAACCAUUUCGCAAGCCUCGACAUAGACCACGACGGUCUCCUAUCCUACACAGAGAUGAUGAAAGAGCUAAAGAGUCUUAGGGUCCUAGAGACCCACUUCGGCAUUGACUUUGUGGAGUCGAGUCCUGAUGAGAUUGCACUCAUCUACCGUUCCCUCUUCCUCCAGUUCGAUCACGACCACAAUGGGACCGUGGACUUGGAAGAGUUCCGGGCAGAGACUAAAGAGAUGAUGCUUGCUAUGGCGAAUGGGUUAGGAUUCUUGCCUGUUCAGAUGGUGUUGGAAGAGGAUAGCUUCCUCAAGAAAGCCGUUGAAAGGGAAUCUAACAUGGUCGCUGCUUAAGUCAAAACUAGUGUUGAACGCUUUUACUUCAGGGAAUUCCAUUUUUGUUUUUUAUUUUUAAUUUUUCAUAAUAUGUAUCCAUUUCAAUCUAUGCUUUGAGAAAUAAGUGUUGGGUUGCUCGAGGGCUUGUCCACACAUUUUUGUCAUAUCUUUCAUCCCACUGACAGAAUAUCAAAUAAGGAAACAGGUGAUGGUCCAACUGGAACUGUUUGGUGGACCCACCUUAAAGUGGUCCUAUACUCAAAAUUCAUGAUCAAACGAUCCUAACCUGUGAUUAGCGGACGUGUUAUUCAUUAAAUUUCGACCCU